Messenger RNA from Enterobius vermicularis (human pinworm), 507 nucleotides. NCBI's taxonomy places the organism in Eukaryota, Metazoa, Nematoda, Chromadorea, Rhabditida, Oxyuridae. The record is from the annotation of a GenBank genome assembly.
AUGUCGUCUGUACCUGAAGAUAUUAACCAAACUCCACUGCAAACUGAUACUUCUGUGUUAACGCAACCAGCAGCUUCACCCACCUUAUUUGGAGCUGCUGGUAUUAUGCAAAGUGGACAGUCGCUUGUUUCCUUUAAUGGAAGUGCUGGUAGUACAAUUUUUAAAGAUAAUAGGAGCACCACUGCAAGCUCAUCUCGUCCCGUACUUUCGUAUGUUACCCACUACAGCGAUUCCGGUUUCUCGAGUACGCUUAGCACCGGCUCAAGCUGCUCAUAUCUGCCACCUCCGCCACCGUACCGGAUGCGCGGUUCCGGUAAAGCGCAACGGAUCCACCGAAGUUUAAGUGAUUCUAAAUAUGGUACCACAAGUAGUGGACAUAUGGUUGCACUACCAAUAGUAAGAAAUGGCGGAAGUGUACAUCUUUUCCAGGAUUUACAGAGGCCACAGAGAGGAGGCAGUUGGACGUCUCGUGUAAGUGUUGUGUCAUCGUCUAUUGAAAUUACCUGA